AUGAAUUGUGCACAUGGGCAUGGUAUCCCACAUGUUAGGAAUUCUGAUUACAGUGAUGAGAAUUACUUGAAAUCUGUAAAGAAAUACUUUUCUACCUCUAAUGAAAUUAUAAAAAUGAAACAUGGCCCAGAUUUAAUCCCUUUUAAAAAGAAGAAGCUGAGGGAGCAGAAGGCACACAAAAAAACUGUCUUUGAUCGAUUGACGGAUGCAAAUUUUUACACAGGUAUUCAUAAGCAGAAAUUUGAGAAAUUAAAUAGUAGAAUUAUUACAAGGAAAGAAACGAAUUGUAAUUUUGAUCCGAGCAAUUUUGUAAGAAAAGAAAAAGAUGCAAAUGAACAUUACGCAUGUUCUACUUUGGAAAAAAAUAAAUGUUUCAUCAUGCCUGUAGUUAUUCCAGGUACUUUAGGAAUGCAGAAAUAUGGAAUUCAAAUUGCCCGACCAAAAUAUAUUUGGUUAUUUCGAAAUGGAGAUAAAAAUCACAAUGGAUUAUUAUUCUUAGUCAAGCCUUACAUACACAAUUGGAAAUCGCUUCUUAUAGAAAUAACAAAAGUAUUAGAUCCUAUCAUGGGACCUGUAAGAAAAAUAUACAAUACCAAUUUCAGUCUAGUAAAAACAUUUGCAGGCCUGAACGAUGGGGAAAAGUAUUUGUGCACCUCUGGGGAACCACCUGCUUGCAUAGACCGAUUGGAUCGUUUUCUAAGUCCUUGGGUGAUGCACAGCUGA
Plasmodium gonderi is the source of this 723-nucleotide messenger RNA. Its product is annotated as apicortin. Bases 1 to 723 code for a protein of 240 amino acids. The record is from RefSeq and is a predicted model, not a curated record. Gene Ontology annotation, biological process: microtubule polymerization; intracellular signal transduction. Gene Ontology annotation, molecular function: tubulin binding. The transcript has a single exon. Lineage: Eukaryota; Apicomplexa; Aconoidasida; Haemosporida; Plasmodiidae.